Monomorium pharaonis (pharaoh ant) is the source of this 3367-nucleotide messenger RNA. Its product is annotated as protein sneaky. Gene Ontology annotation, cellular component: membrane. The record is from RefSeq and is a predicted model, not a curated record. Lineage: Eukaryota; Metazoa; Arthropoda; Insecta; Hymenoptera; Formicidae.
UUAUUACUAUGAUAAUAUAUUAUCUUGUUACAAAUAAUCAAGAAUUUUUUACAUCCUUUAGCUUUUCUCCAAAAUAAUUGCUAUAUUGUAAAAUUUAAAGAAAACUUAACAAAAAUAUAUCUUUUAUAACGUAGAAUACAAAUAGAUAAUUUUAAAAAUGUAAAGAUGUUUCUACGUGACAAAAGAAAUGAGAUAAAGAAAACACAAACAUAAUAAUUGCAUUGAAAUGUUUGCAUGUUUGAUAAUAUGACGCUAUAAAAGAUUAAUUCUGAUACAACAUGAUUAUCAUAUUUUUAUCAAAAAUUUUACAAAAAUGUGUAGUUAAAAUGCGCAUAGCGAAGAAUUUAUGUGUCAUACGUGAAACGAAUUCCUGUGCAUUAAUUCUUUUAUUUCAUAGACGACGUAUUACGUGUGCGUGACCUCGACUUUUAGAUGAUUCGCGUAAGGGACGAUUGUAUCAUCAUCAAUUCUCGUUAUUCGUCUCCGCAAAAUUUCUUUAAUUCGUAAAUUUAAAUUCCUCGCUCGAGGCAUUUCGGCCUUGCAUAAAUUGUCGGUAAUUGUAAUGCAAUAUCGUCCUCUGUCGCGGGCAAAAUUGAUUCGUGGAAAUCUCUUCGUGUAAUUGCGGCUGCGUAUUUUUGCGAGCACAUAAUCACGCUGAUACGGUCAUAUGAAUAAAGCAAUUUACAAUUUACUUAACAGACUCAAAUUAUAACAUCUCUCUGUUUUUUUUAAAUGCGUAUGUUUUUUGCUUAAUAAUCUUAUUUCUAAGCAGAAAUUUAUUUUAUACGUUUCAAGGAUAAAUUUUUAAUCCGAUCUUAUAGAAUAUAUUUGUACUCAAUGGUCGACGGUCCUGGCCCCUGCGAGAUGUGUGAACUCUGUUAGAAAACUCGUACCCCGGCAGGGAAAAAUCGACUCCGCCCGACGGAUGGAUAUUCGUCUGAUUUCAGAUCAAGUCGAAAGUUUCGCGUUUCAUAAUCCGCAACAAAGUAGGCUUAUCAGCGAGCACUUUUGAUUUCAAAAAAAGAAAACGAUGCCCGGGUUGGAGCGGAUUAAUCGCUGCGGCCGUCUGAUCGAGGGAGCGCGAAGGGAUUUCCUGAAAUAUUAUCUGAAAAAAUGUCCAACCCUGUUUCACAUCUGCUACGAUCCGAUCGGCACUCAUCGGAAAGCGAGGGCCUUCAUCGGAUUUCUCUUUGGAUUUGUCGCAGCUGUCGUGUUGUACGAGGGCAUAAUCGUCGAUCUACAAUUUGACACGUAUACCAGUAUCUCUCUGGGAGCCAUCCUUGUCGCGAUGCUAUCGAUAGGCUGUGCAUCAUCGAUACAGGUAAGGUGCAUCUGUCUUUUGACAAUACCGACCUUCCUCGGACGAUCCGGACGCAACGUUUUGAGAGCUCUCGUACUGGGGUAUGUAAUAGCGGGACCGAUAUUCAAUUUAACAUACAACGGCAAAGAGGUGGUGAGAACUUUCGCUUGCACGACGCAGUUGACAUACAAUCUCAGCAAGACACGCUUCGAUCUCAUGUUUAAGCCAUUUCAGCAGGCGGUGCUUGCCAUGAAAACGGAUGCGAACGAGCUGAAGGAUACUUUAUCCUCGGUGAAAGAUUUGAUGAGUCCGAUAGUCGAGGAAAUCGAGGGCGAAGAAGAGAUGUGGAGACUGAAAGAGGAGAACGACUAUUUGGAUGAGCUUCAGGACGACACAAGGAGAAGCGACGAGAUCGAAGAGAAACAUGAGAAAGAGAUCGCUAACGCAAAGUCCGAGGCGGAUGUUUACGAGGCGAAGUACAAGAGGAAGAUCGAGUCACGCUGCGAAGAGCAACUUAGCCAUGGUGCCGAACGGUGCAGAGACAUGUUCGCUGACGCUUACGACAAGUGUUACGAUACCGUAACGAUCUUCGCGGCUUGGCUGCUGUGCUGGCCGAUGAAACUCACCUUUGUGUGCAAUCUAGUGCAAGCUCUCGGCGGGUCCAACAUCUGUGAUCCCGAGGGGAAAGUGGACUCUGGUAUCGGGGAAGGUUACGUCGCUUUAAAAAGAGCCAAGGAUGCUUUCAGCAAAAGUCUCAAGGACGCGAAACUGCAGUAUAGAGUAAAGAAGAUGCCGGUAAUUCUUGACCUUCACGACGCUACAGACGCUGCUCAGGCCGUGAUGUACGAAUUCAACUCACGCAGAAAAGUCUUUGUAUCAGUAAUGAUGAUUAUCAAAAGGUGUCUGUCUUUUAUUUUCUUGAGAAUCAUAAUAAAUGCUCAGACAUAUCAUGAAAAAUAUUUGACCGAGAUCGAGCAUGACAACGUGUAUGUUACUUCAUACUUCCGGAAAAUCGAUACGAGACGAAAGGCUCGCGGUAGUCUGACCUUGCUGCCCUUAAAAAAGAUCGAAAGAUCGAAGUUUGUGGAUCCAUACAGCCUACAGCCAGGUGAAGUUGAACGGAUAAACCUGAUCGGCCAAACGGUCAAGUUGAUCCUCGAAAUGAUCAGUGUGACGACGUUUUUAUUACUGGACAGGCUCUUCUUCGAAGCGCUUGAUUUGGUCAGAAAACAUUCUUACAUGGAAUAUACUCAGGCGGGUCAUCACGACAUGACCUUGGAGAUUCGCGGGAUUGGAAUGAUAGCCUCUCUGAUACGUAGCGUCAUCCGCGGAUUCAACGUGAAGAGACGAGUGAAGACUGUGGUGACCAACAGCGCGUGUUUACCGAGAGCCAAUAAAGUACCGAAUUACAUGAUCCUCAAGAUCUACUCGUUCUAUCUGGCCAUUUGGGUAUUGCUGUUCACCACCGCUUACACCCAACGACUGCGACGAGUGAUAUGCUCGUUCUUCUAUAGGAAACGCGAGAAGAGGCGCAUACUCUACCUCUACAACGAGACCCUGAGGCGCAGACUUGGACACGUCAGGUUCAUGCGAGCCAGAGUUAAGACUCUGGUCAGGACUCGUCGACUAGAGUACGACAUAGAUCCGUGGAUCGCCCUGAGGCUGCGCUGGCCAACGCUCUGCGGUUGGUUAGCGAUCUUUGCCUGGGCACGUCACAAGUGCCUCGUCUGCGGCGAACCAGAGCCAAGGAAAGGUCCACAGUUCCGUAAAUGCACGACACCCGGAUGUCCCUUCGUCCAUUGUUCCGAAUGCUGGGACGACGUCGGUAGGAUUUGCUUUGCUUGCACGGAUAUCGGCGAAACGGACGAUGAAACGGACGAGUUUGACACUUUCAUAACAAAAUAGAAGGAGAAUUGUACAUGAAAUCUUGUGAAUUUCAUUCAAAAGAUUUGCUGCCUGUUACGUCAUAAACGCCGAUCUUAUCAAGGCAGUCAGAUUUAUAUAAUGCAUUUUUUUUGUUUUACAUAAAGGAAAUAACAAAUAUAAAAAUUUUACACUUACAACUGU